UACACGUCAAAGGCGGCAAUAUUUAGGAUUGAAAAGUACGAGUGUCUCCCUUUGUCAGUGUAGAGAGCAGAAUGUCAUUUUUGUGAAACUAUGGCCACUCAAACGCGAUGUUCGCGGAUUAAUGAUUUAUGUAAACCGAUUACGGUUAAUAUUAUGACACCUUCUCAUGAACCAAGCUCCGUUAUUGUAAUAAAAACCAUAAAAUAUAUACUAUAUCAACGACAGCAAAUACCUUUCACUUACGAAUUUUUAAUGGACCUCGCCUUGAAAGGCAAAGCAGUACUCGAUGAUUCAAAAAUUAAAGAGGGUGCAGGGCGUGGUGUUCACUUUCGGGACGUCAGAACCCAGUGGAAAAAAUAUCAAAAAAUUGUCGAAUCAUUUGAAAUGUUGGAAGAAAUAUUUAAGAAUGUGCGCCAGGAACUUGACCAGUGUAACAACCAUUUAGUGCCUGAAGUGAUGAUAAUACUUGGCUCCACACCAAUGAGCCCAAAAGAAGUUUAUAGAAUCAUCUUGCCUCAGCAUUCAAGAAUUUCUUCAACAAGUGACAUAGCACCAAAAACUAAUAUUUUUCACAUGUUCAGGGGCAUUAUGACUUGUGAAGAGUUGCAGAACUUUGUUACCAAGUCACUCAGCACUACUAACACCUAUCUGUUUGUGAAAAAGAGAGCUGGGCUGAAUAGUCCAUGGCUUCUUCCCAAAAGACUGUAUGAACCACCUAACAUGGGGCAACAUAUUAUAUUUUCAUUGAAAGGUUCUACUAAUGAAGAACAGUCUAUCAGCAGUAAUGUGGAUAAUGAUACUGGUCAAGAGGCAGAGAUUUAUCCAGAUUGUGCUUUAGUGACUGAAGAUAGUGAAGAACAGUUCAGGCUUCCUUACAAUGAAGGACAUAAUCCCUUACAUAGAAACAGUUAUGUAUUACAUGACCUAAAAAAGAAUUCUGUGGAUAAGAAUUUUGAUGACAUGCACUGGUACCAAGCAAAACAUGUGUUCAGAGGGUUUGUAAAUGAGAUGCAAUUUUAAUUCUGUGUGUGUGUGUGUGUGUGUGUGUGUGUGUACAAAAAAAAUUAAAUUAUCGUGGUGGUGUUCACGUGCUUCACAAUAAAGUGCAUUUGGAGCAGA
Schistocerca serialis cubense is the source of this 1119-nucleotide messenger RNA. RefSeq names its product MAD2L1-binding protein. Bases 91 to 1020 code for a protein of 309 amino acids. Gene Ontology annotation, cellular component: nucleus. The transcript is spliced from 4 exons. The record is from RefSeq and is a predicted model, not a curated record. Gene Ontology annotation, biological process: regulation of exit from mitosis. Lineage: Eukaryota; Metazoa; Arthropoda; Insecta; Orthoptera; Acrididae.